This is a messenger RNA of Bacidia gigantensis, 543 nucleotides long. RefSeq lists its product as uncharacterized. The transcript is spliced from 2 exons. Bases 1 to 543 code for a protein of 180 amino acids. NCBI's taxonomy places the organism in Eukaryota, Fungi, Ascomycota, Lecanoromycetes, Lecanorales, Ramalinaceae. The record is from RefSeq and is a predicted model, not a curated record.
AUGGUGCGUCGAAAGCCAAGGUCGGAGCUGUACCAAUCUUAUAGACCAAAAGAUCGACAGCAAGAGGACACAGCACAAGAUUCGCCGGAGGCAACAAGAGCGAAGAACAGUCUCCAGCUCAGUCUUCCAAUAAGGCUCAAACAAGAGGAGGCGACUCAUCUUCUAGAGCAAAAGAACCAUGGAGGCUCAGACAAUUCAUCGAUGGACCAGGAACCCGGAACCACGCUCGCGAGAGUAGAAGAUGUGGAAACCACCUCUGCGAGGCCCACAGACGCCAAGGACGGAUCUGAUCGCGUCGCAGAGGAGCAGAUGGAGGAAGACGAACAGUAUAUCAAGGAUGAGCUGAAGAAGAUUAAUCGCAAGCUGGAUGAACUUGAGGCCAUCGACCGCAUACGGCGAGUUUUCGGGAAUGCACGGAACGCGAUUGUUCAUUAUGUCAACCAACAUAAGACGCAACUGGACGAGAUUAUCGCGGAGAGUAAGAAGCAAGAGCUGAAGAAUCACCGGAUGAAGAAACAGCUCAACAAGCAAGAGCAGAUAUGA